CACGGCAACGACAUCGCCUCCCUCUUCGAGCUGGACCCUACCACGCUGCAGAAGACAGACUCCUUCGUCCCACGGAAUUCCUACGUGAGGCUGCGCCACCUCUGCACCCACACCUGGAUCCAGAGCACCAACGUGCCCAUCGACAUCGAUGAGGAGAGGCCCAUUCGCCUCAUGCUGGGCACAUGCCCCACCAAAGAAGACAAAGAAGCUUUCGCCAUCGUCUCUGUGCCCGUGUCUGAGAUCCGGGACCUCGACUUUGCUAACGAUGCCAGCUCGAUGCUGGCCAACGUGGUGGAGAAGAUGAAUGAAGGUUUUCUCAGCCAGAAUGACCGGAGGUUCGUGAUCCAGCUGCUGGAGGACUUGGUGUUUUUCGUCAGCGACGUCCCCAACAAUGGCCAGAACGUGCUGGACAUCGUGGUGACCAAGCCCAACCGGGAGCGGCAGAAGCUGAUGCGGGAGCAGAACAUCCUGAAGCAGAUCUUUGGGAUCCUGAAAGCCCCUUUCAAGGACAAGGGUGGGGAAGGGCCCCUGGUGCGGCUGGAAGAACUGUCGGACCAGAAGAACGCUCCCUACCAGUACAUGUUUCGGCUGUGCUACCGCGUGCUCCGGCACUCCCAGGAGGACUAUCGCAAGAACCAGGAGCACAUUGCCAAGCAGUUCGGCAUGAUGCAGUCUCAGAUCGGCUACGACAUCCUGGCCGAGGACACCAUCACGGCCCUGCUGCACAACAACCGCAAGCUGCUGGAGAAGCACAUCACGAAGACGGAGGUGGAGACCUUUGUCAGCCUGGUGCGCAAGAACCGCGAGCCACGGUUUUUGGACUACCUCUCGGACCUGUGCGUGUCCAACCACAUUGCCAUCCCCGUCACCCAGGAGCUGAUCUGCAAGUGCGUGCUGGACCCGAAGAACAGUGACAUCCUCAUCAAAACGGAGCUGAGACCGGUGAAGGAGAUGUCGCAGACCCACGAGUACCUGAGCAUUGAGUACUCAGAGGAGGAGGUCUGGCUCACCUGGACGGACAAGAACAACGACCAUCAUGAGAAAAGCAUCCGGCAGCUGGCGCAGGAGGCCCGGGCUGGCAAUGCCCACGAUGAGAACGUCCUCAGCUACUACAGGUACCAGCUGAAGCUCUUUGCCCGCAUGUGCCUGGAUCGCCAGUACUUGGCCAUCAAGGAGAUCUCCCAGCAGCUGGGGGUGGACCUGAUCUUCCUCUGCAUGGCAGAUGAGAUGCUGCCCUUCGAUCUCCGGGCAUCCUUCUGCCACCUCAUGUUACACGUGCACGUGGACAGGGACCCCCAGGAGCUGGUGAUGCCCGUGAAGUUUGCACGGCUCUGGACCGAGAUCCCCACGGCCAUCACGAUCAAAGACUACGACUCCAACCUCAACGUCUCGCGUGACGACAAGAAGAACAAGUUCGCCAGCACCAUGGAGUUCGUGGAGGACUACCUGAACAACGUGGUGAGCGAGGCGGUGCCCUUUGCCAACGAGGAGAAGAACAAGCUCACCUUUGAGGUCGUCAGCCUUGCCCACAACCUCAUCUACUUCGGCUUCUACAGCUUCAGCGAGCUGCUGCGCCUGACGCGGACUCUGCUGGGCAUCAUCGACUGUGUCCAAAACCCCCAGCUGAUGAUGCAAGCGGUCUACAAUGAUGAGGUGACAGGGAAGAAUGUGCGGAGGUCAAUCCAGGGUGUUGGGCAGAUGAUGUCCACCAUGGUGCUGAGCAGGAAACAGUCCAUCUUCAGCUCCCCAAGCCUCAGUGCUGGGUCUGCACCAGAGCAAGUGGACAGAGGGAGGAGCAUCGAGAACGAGAACAUUGUGGUGAUGGAGACCAAGCUGAAGAUCCUGGAGAUCUUGCAGUUCAUCCUGAAUGUGCGGCUGGACUACAGGAUUUCCUACCUGCUUUCUGUCUUCAAGAAGGAGUUUGUGGAAGUCUACCCCAUGCAGGACAGUGCAGCCGAUGGGACAGCUCCAGCCUUUGACUCCACAACCGCAGCCAUGAACCUGGACCGGAUCGGCGAGCAUGCAGAAGCCAUGUUCGGUGUGGGGAAGACGAGCAGCAUGUUAGAGGUGGAUGACGAGGGAGGGAGGAUGUUUCUGCGGGUGCUGAUCCACCUGACGAUGCACGACUACCCACCGCUCAUCUCCGGCUCCCUGCAGCUCCUCUUCAAGCACUUCAGCCAGAGGCAGGAGGUCUUGCACACCUUCAAACAGGUUCAGCUGCUGAUCUCAGCCCAGGACGUUGAGAACUACAAGGUGAUCAAGUCAGAGCUGGACAAACUGCGUACCAUGGUGGAGAAAUCAGAGCUCUGGGUGGACAAGAAGGGCAGCAGCAAAGGGGACAGCACGGUGGAGGGGAACAAGAAGGAGAAGAAAGAGCACGCUGCUGACGAAGAGGUCAUUGCUCCAGGAGAGAAGAGCAGCGAGAACUAUCAGAUAGUCAAGGGGAUCCUGGAGCGGCUGAAUAAGAUGUGCGGGGUCGGAGAGCAAGUGCGCAAGAAGCAGCAGCGCCUGCUGAAGAACAUGGAUGCCCACAAAGUGAUGCUGGAUCUGCUGCAAAUACCUUACGAGAAGGGUGAUGCCAAGAUGAUGGAGAUCCUGAAAUUCACCCACCAGUUCCUGCAGAAGUUUUGUGCUGGCAAUCAGGAAAACCAGGCUCUGCUGCACAAACACCUCAACUUGUUCCUGACCCCGGGGCUCCUGGAGGCUGAGACGAUGCAGCACAUCUUCCUCAACAACUACCAGCUCUGCUCGGAGAUCAACGAGACCGUGCCGCAGCACUUCAUCCACUGCGUGGCCACCCACGGCCGCCACGUGCAGUACCUCGAUUUCCUGCACACCAUCAUCAAGGCCGAGGGCAAGUACGUCAAGAAGUGCCAGGACAUGAUCAUGACCGAGCUCACCAACGCUGGGGACGACGUAGUGGUUUUCUACAAUGACAAGGCUUCACUGUCCACCCUUCUGGAGAUGAUGACUGCAGCCAGGGAUGGGGUGGAGGAGAACAGCCCGCUGAUGUACCACAUCUCACUGGUGGACCUGCUGGCCGCCUGCGCUGAGGGCAAGAAUGUCUACACAGAGAUCAAGUGCACGUCCCUGCUGCCCUUGGAGGACGUGGUGCGGGUGGUGACACAUGAGGAUUGCAUCACGGAGGUGAAGAUGGCCUACGUGAACUUCGUCAACCACUGCUACGUGGACACAGAGGUGGAGAUGAAGGAGAUCUACACCAGCAACCACAUCUGGACUCUCUUUGAGAACUUCACCCUGGACAUGGCACAGAUGUGCAAGAAGCGAGAGAAGCGCCUGCCGGAUCCCACGCUGGAAAAGUACGUGCUGACGGUGGUGCUGGACACCAUCAAUGCGUUCUUCAGCUCCCCCUUCUCAGAGAACAGCACCUCGCUGCAGACCCACCAGACCAUUGUGGUGCAGCUUCUCCAGUCCACCAUGAGGCUGCUGGAGUGUCCCUGGCUGCAGCAGCAGCACAAGAGCUCGGUGGAAGCCUGCAUCCGCACGCUGGCCAUGGUCGGUAAGGACCGCUCUAUCGCGCUGCCCAUGGACCUGGACGCCCACGUCAGCUCCCUGCUCAACAGCAGCUCCACCAGCACCGUGCAGAGGAACACGUCCAGCUACAAGACGGCCACACGGACCUUCCCCCGCGUCUCCACUACCCCCAACCAGUGGGACUACAAGAACAUCAUAGAGAAGCUGCAGGACAUCAUCAAUGCCCUGGAAGAUCGCUUGAAACCACUGGUGGAGGCCGAGCUGUCUGUCCUGGUGGAUGUCCUCCAUCGACCAGAGCUGCUUUUCAUGGAGGGGACGGAGGCGUUUCAGCGAUGUGAGAGUGGAGGAUUCCUGUCCAAGCUGGUGCAGCACACCAAGGACCUCAUGGAGACAGAGGAGAAGCUGUGCAUCAAGGUGCUGAGGACGCUGCAGCAGAUGCUGGUGAAGAGGAACAAGUAUGGCGAGAGGGGCAACCUGCUGCGGAAAAUGCUCCUGAACAAUUACCUGCAGAACAAGAAGUCCAGCUCCAAAGGGGAAAUCGUGGACGCUGCUGGGGGAGGCCAAGACCAGGACUGGUCCGCUAUCGCUGCUGUCCAGUGCCGGCUGGACCGAGAAGGGGCCACCAAGUUGGUGGCUGACCUCAUCAUGAACACCAAGAACGAGAAGAUCUUCCAAGAGAGCAUCCUGCUUGCCAUCCGGCUGCUGGACGGAGGCAACACCGAGAUCCAGAAAUCCUUCUACAACCUCAUGACAAGUGACAAGAAGUCUGAGAAGUUCUUCAAAGUUUUGCAUGACCGGAUGAAGAAAGCACAGCAGGAGACCAAGUCUACGGUGUCUGUGAACAUGAGCGACAUCGGGAACAAGCCUCGUGAGGACAAAGAUGAGCCUGACCCUGUCUCCAAAGGACGGGGAGACACCUUCCUGAUGCCUGGCACCCCCUCCCGAUACCCGAUGGCCAUAGGGUUUCGGAAGGGCCACGACACUGGGGAGCAGGGUCAGAACAACGAAAUGGGGGUGACGGUCCUGAUCAUGGAGCCUAUCCUGCGGUUCCUGCAGCUGCUCUGUGAGAACCACAACCGGGACCUGCAGAACUUCCUCCGGUGCCAGAACAACAAGACCAACUACAACCUGGUGUGCGAGACGCUGCAGUUCCUUGACAUCAUGUGCGGCAGCACCACGGGGGGGCUGGGGCUGCUGGGCCUCUACAUCAACGAGUACAACGUGGCCCUCAUCACCCAGACCCUGGAGACCCUGACCGAGUACUGCCAGGGGCCCUGCCACGAGAACCAGAGCUGCAUCGUGACGCACGAGUCCAACGGGAUCGACAUCAUCACAGCCCUCAUCCUUAAUGACAUCAGCCCCCUCUGCAAGUACCGGAUGGACCUGGUCCUGCAGCUGAAGGACAAUGCCUCCAAGCUCCUCUUGGCCCUCAUGGAGAGCAGACACGACAGCGAAAAUGCCGAGCGGAUCCUCAUCAGCCUCCGCCCGCAGGAACUGGUUGACGUGAUUAAGAAGGCCUACCUGCAGGAGGAGGAGUGUGAAAAUGCUGAGGUUUCUCCCCGGGAAGUCGGCCACAACAUUUACAUACUGGCGCUGCAGCUGUCCCGACACAACAAGUCCCUGCAGCAGCUCCUGAAGCCGGUGAAACGAAUCCAGGAGGAGGAGGAGGAGGGCAUCUCGUCCAUGCUCAGCCUAAAUAACAAGCAGCUGACGCAGAUGCUGAAGUCGACAGCCCCGGUGCAGGAAGAGGAGGAGGAUCCGUUGGCAUACUACGAGAAACACACAUCCCAAAUUGAGAUUGUGCGCCUGGACCGAAGCAUGGAGCAGAUAAUCUUCCCCGUGCCUGGCAUCUGCGAGUUCCUCACCAAGGAGACCAAGUACCGGCUCUUCACCACCACGGAGCAGGAUGAGCAGGGCAGCAAAGUCAGUGAUUUCUUCGACCAGUCGUCCUUCCUCCACAACGAGAUGGAAUGGCAGAAGAAACUGCGCAGCAUGCCGCUGAUGUACUGGUUCUCCCGCAGAAUGACUCUCUGGGGAAGCAUUUCCUUCAACCUGGCUGUCUUCAUCAACAUAAUCAUUGCUUUCUUCUACCCCUAUGUUGAAGCCACUUCCAUGGGAGUGCUGGAUUCCCCGCUGAUCUCGCUGCUCUUCUGGAUUCUGAUCUGCUUCUCCAUCAUGGCCUUGUUCACUAAGCGCUACGGCGUCAGACCGCUCCUCGUGGCACUGAUCUUGCGAUCGAUUUAUUACCUGGGGAUUGGACUCACUCUGAACAUACUGGGGGCUCUCAAUCUGACCAACAAGAUUGUGUUCGUGGUGAGCUUCGUGGGUAAUCGCGGGACCUUCAUCCGAGGCUACAAGGCCAUGAUCAUGGAUGUGGAAUUUCUUUACCAUGUCGGCUACAUCCUGACGAGUGUCCUGGGACUCUUUGUGCACGAACUCUUCUACAGCAUCCUGCUGUUUGACUUGAUCUACCGUGAGGAGACCUUGUUUAACGUCAUCAAAAGUGUGACGCGGAACGGGCGCUCCAUCCUGCUGACAGCCCUCCUGGCUCUCAUCCUCGUCUACCUCUUCUCCAUCGUGGGCUUCCUGUUCCUGAAGGAUGACUUCAUCCUGGAGGUGGACCGGCUGCCGGAGAGCAAAGCCAAAGAUGACCCCUUGGGGAUGCAAAGGAACAUGGAGACCUUCAUGGAGUCAUGCAGCAGUGACAAAAUUAGCUGCUCUGCAGUGCCCACUGCCUUGGAAGAAACAGACGCUGACCAGUGGGAACGCGCCUGCGACACGCUGCUCAUGUGCAUCGUCACUGUCCUGAACCACGGCCUGAGGAACGGAGGGGGCGUGGGCGACAUUCUGCGGAAGCCGUCGAAGGAUGAGUCCUUGUUUCCUGCUCGGGUUGUCUACGACCUCCUCUUCUUCUUUAUUGUCAUUAUUAUCGUCCUUAACCUCAUCUUCGGGGUCAUUAUUGACACCUUUGCUGAUCUGAGGAGCGAGAAGCAAAAGAAGGAGGAGAUACUGAAGACGACCUGCUUCAUAUGUGGACUCGAAAGGGACAAGUUCGACAACAAGACGGUGUCCUUUGAGGAGCAUAUUAAAUACGAGCACAACAUGUGGAACUACUUGUACUUCAUAGUGCUGGUGCGAGUGAAGAACAAGACAGACUACACGGGGCCGGAGAGUUACGUGGCGCAGAUGAUAAAGAACAAGAACCUGGACUGGUUCCCCCGGAUGCGAGCCAUGUCGCUGGUCAGCAAUGAAGGGGAAGGGGAACAGAAUGAGAUCCGGAAUCUGCAGGACAAACUCAACACCACGAUGAAGCUGGUGUCCCAUCUCACCUCCCAGCUGAAUGAGCUGAAGGAACAGAUGACAGAGCAGCGGAAGCGCAGACAAAGGAUGGGGUUUGUGGAUGUCCAGAAUACCAUGAACCACUAAGACACAGAAGCAGCAUUGGCUUCACCCACGGAGGGACUACACACACGUAUCGGCUACCAAGGCUGCUUAUUCCUGGGUUCCACACAUGGAUGGCAUCGUCAGAGAACAACGGACCCUGCGGAAGGACUUCGCAGGCACCAUUUUCCUUAGAGCGCUUGUAAGAAAUUCAGGAACCAGGGACCGGCCGGGAUUCCUCACGAUACCUGGACCCACACGUUACUCUAAUGCCCUUGUAGGAAGAUAAAUUAUACAGAACUUCUAUUCCUCAUUGCAAUAACUCUUAUUUUGCAAAUGUGGAGGGUUGUAUCUUUAUCUCCAUGCGCUACAUUCUGAUGGCCUCCACCUCAGGUGUGGUGUAACUAGCUGUAGGGCUGCAAUAUUUAACUUAUUCCA
Messenger RNA from Balearica regulorum gibbericeps (East African grey crowned-crane), 7314 nucleotides. The record is from RefSeq and is a predicted model, not a curated record. Lineage: Eukaryota; Metazoa; Chordata; Aves; Gruiformes; Gruidae.